AAGCGAACACUGUUGUUAAUAAAGUUGUUGAAGGAGGGGACAAGCCCCACUUCCGGUCGGUUUGACCUUCUUCCGCUCUGUGCUGCGAGGCCGCGCCGCCUGAGGUUUUAGAUUAAGAUACAGUUCAUCGAUUAACCAUGGAUUUUCAACAUCGAGCAGGAGGGAAAACAGGGAGCGGAGGAGUUGCUUCUUCUUCCGAAAGUAAUCGAGAUCGAAGAGAACGGCUAAGACAGUUAGCAUUGGAAACUAUUGACAUAAAUAAGGAUCCUUAUUUUAUGAAAAAUCACUUGGGUUCUUACGAAUGUAAACUUUGUUUAACUCUUCACAACAAUGAGGGGAGUUACUUGGCACACACACAAGGGAAAAAGCACCAGACUAAUCUGGCCCGGCGAGCAGCAAAAGAGGCAAAGGAAUCACCAGCACAGCCUGCCCCUGAGAAGGUUAAAGUGGAGGUGAAGAAAUUUGUGAAAAUUGGUCGGCCUGGUUAUAAAGUGACCAAACAGAGGGAUGCAGAAAUGGGACAGCAAAGUCUCCUAUUUCAGAUAGAUUAUCCAGAAAUUGCAGAAGGCGUAAUUCCACGCCAUCGGUUUAUGUCUGCAUAUGAACAACGAAUUGAACCGCCGGACAGACGCUGGCAGUACUUGUUGUUUGCAGCUGAGCCAUAUGAAACCAUUUCUUUUAAGGUACCAAGCAGAGAAAUUGAUAAAGUUGAGGGAAAGUUUUGGACCCACUGGAAUAGAGAAACAAAGCAGUUUUUCCUUCAGUUCCACUUCAAGAUGGAGAAACCGUUACAACCCCCAACCUUGCCUCUUGGACCACCUGGACUGAAGCCCAGACCCCCACCACCACCACUCAUGAAUGGCGUACCACCAAGGGGUCCAGUGCCACCAGAGGGAAUGCCAACCCCACGGCCAGCAGCCAUGCCCAUGCCGCCAAUGCCACCAGGAGGUCCUGUGCCACCUGUCCCACCACAACUGCCACCGACUCCGCAAGGCUUGCCCCCAGCCCCACAGAGCAUGCCGCCAACCCCACAGAGUAUGCCCCCAGCACCUCAGAACAUGCCUCCAACACCUCAGAACAUGCCCCCAACUCCCCAAGGCAUGCCCCCAACACCGCAGAACAUGCCCCCAACACCUCAGAACAUGCCCCCAACUCCCCAAGGCAUGCCCCCGGCACCUCAGAACAUGCCCCCAACUCCCCAAGGCAUGCCCCCGGCACCUCAGAGCAUGCCCCCAACUCCCCAAGGCAUGCCCCCGGCACCUCAGAACAUGCCCCCAACUCCCCAAGGCAUGCCCCCGGCACCUCAGAAUAUGCCCCCAACUCCCCAAGGCAUGCCACCAACGCCUCAGAGCAUGCCCCCAACUCCACAAGGCUUGCCCCCAACACCUCAGAGCAUGCCCCCGGCUCCGCAAGGAUUGCCCCCAACACCUCAAGGGCCACCUCCUACCCCACAGGGACCACCUCCAACUCCACAGGGCCCACCUCCAGCUCCAGUGCCUGCUCCAGGUUCUGCACCAGUUCCUGCUCCGGUUCCACCAAUGAUCAGGCCUCCACUGCCCAGUGAGUCUGCACCAAUAGCCACACCUCCCACCCCUCUCCCACCACCUGGCGUUCCUCCUCCUCCUCCUACUAACUGACCUCAGUGUUUUCUAAGAAUUUUUCGGCAAUGUAACUUUUGUAGAUUGGUCUUUAAUUGUUAUUUUGGUUGUAUCUAGGGCUCUUGCAAAUGUAAAAAAAAACUGCAAUACUUCAUCAUUCAUUAAAAACAUUUUCCAGCAA
Molecule: messenger RNA, 1779 nt
Organism: Hypanus sabinus (Atlantic stingray)
Lineage: Eukaryota; Metazoa; Chordata; Chondrichthyes; Myliobatiformes; Dasyatidae
Gene: sf3a2
Product: splicing factor 3a, subunit 2
Exons: 9
Coding region: 138-1637 (499 amino acids)
Biological process (GO): spliceosomal complex assembly
Cellular component (GO): catalytic step 2 spliceosome; U2 snRNP; nucleus
Molecular function (GO): nucleic acid binding; zinc ion binding
Source: RefSeq, a predicted model, not a curated record